Molecule: messenger RNA, 12879 nt
Organism: Corythoichthys intestinalis (scribbled pipefish)
Lineage: Eukaryota; Metazoa; Chordata; Actinopteri; Syngnathiformes; Syngnathidae
Gene: frmd4a
Product: FERM domain containing 4A
Exons: 24
Coding region: 2162-5383 (1073 amino acids)
Biological process (GO): establishment of epithelial cell polarity
Cellular component (GO): adherens junction; cytoskeleton; bicellular tight junction
Source: RefSeq, a predicted model, not a curated record
AUUACCAUUGAAAAUGAAUGGGAAAUUUGGACGUACUUUGCCGUCAAAGGCAUGGAUGCGCGUGGUCUGCAAAAAAAUGCCAUAUGACAAAAAAAACUGCUAUAUGCCAAAGGCCAUUUUGCCAUAUGCCAAAAAAAAAACUGCCUAAUGCCAAAAGCCAUUUUGCCAUAUGCAAAAAGCCAUUUUGCUAUAUACCAGAAAAACUGCUAUAUGCCAAAAGACAUUUUGAAAUGUGCCAAAAAAAUCUAUGCCAAAAGUCAUUUUGCCAUAUGCCGAAAAAAAAAAAAAAAAAACUGCCAUAUACCAAAAGUCAUUUUGCUAUAUACCAGAAAAACUGCCAUAUGCCAAAAGACAUUUUGCCAUGUGCCAAAAAAAUCUAUGCGAAAAGCCAUUUUGGUAUAUGCCAAAAUGACUAGACAUAUGGCCUAUAUGGCAAAAUGGCUUCCGGCAUAUUGUAGUUUUUUUCUCUGGUAUAUGGCAUUUUUUGCAGGCCAUGCACGUCCACAUUUCCCAUUCAUUUUCAAUGGCAGAAAAACGUGUGGUUGUGAUUUUUGACCAUACACUUAACAUUACCAUUGAAAAUGAAUGGGAAAUUUGGACAUGCAUGGCUGUCAAUGGCAUGGACGUGCAUGGCCUGCAAAAAUUGCUAUAUGACAAAAAAUAUGCCAUAUGCCAAAAGCCAUUUUGCCACGUCAAAAGCAAUUUUGCUGUAUACAAGAAGAAACUGCCAUAUGCUAAAAGACAUUUGCCAUGUGUCAAAAAAAAUCUUCUAUGCCAAAAGCCAUUUUGCCAUAUGCGGAAAAAAACUGCCAUCUACCAAAAGCCAUUUUGCUAUAUACCAGAAGACAAAGAAAGAGAAAAAACUGGAAUAGUAAGUGAGGAAAUAAUUAGCACAAAACAUGAAUUUUGAUUGUUAUUUACAUCUGUAGCGCUGCAAUGCAUGCUAGGAGGCUUGUUGGACGACAACAGUGUUGACAGCCUUGAGAAGUUGACUGUCUCACCCAAGGGAGCUGUGACGGCCAAAUGAAGCUUUGAACCAAUUGGCUGCAAAGCUUCAUUUGGCCAAAAUGAAGCUUUCAUGGUUGUUUAUUUGGUCUUAUGACAGUCGAAUGAUGCCGCUGUUAAAUAAGUGUUACCGGUUAAUAUCUUUUGGUGUAAAUAUCCCAUAAUACAGUGGGGACAGCUGCGGCUUACAGUCCAGUGCGCCAUAUCUAUGAACAAAUGUCAUUUUCUGACAAGUUUGGUGAGUGGCGGCUUAUAGUCAAGUGCGCCUCGUAGUGCGAAAAUUAUGGUAGAUUUCCUCAGGGACUUGGGCAGCUUGUCAAGGCACGGAAGUGUGCACACUUGGUCGAAUUGGGCCACUUAGAAGAUUCAUUUUGGUUUUGAAUAAGGGCGUGGCUGUGCAGUUCAGUGCCGCCUCCUUUUUUUGUAGGACCCUCUUCAAUUGGGGCUUUUUCCCCCUUGGUGUGUGAAUGUAUUUCUAAUCCCAAAAUAAGAGGCGAGUUUCGAGCAUGCUAGGUUCUCAUGAGACUAUGUGAAGGGGUCGAUCUGCCACUACCCAGACCUGCGUGCUGUCCGAGUUGUACCAAACUGCGAAGGCCUGUUCAACCCUUCUUGCAGGCCGUUAGCAUUAUUGUCUGAAAGACUAAGACGAAAAUUAAUAGGGCUGCCAAAAACAAUACUGAUGUUCUGAUUAUUGUUGUAUCGCCGUAGCGUGAGACAAUCGUUAUCAUGAGGCUUGUAUCGCAAAUCUUAUCCUAUUGCGAGCUACUCAUAGGUUGCUACUUCUACUCAUGGCGUUUCAUUCAUGCAAAACAACGAGCGUGUUUGCCUCCAACAACCGUGACGUCACAUGAAUCCCGUGACCCGGUUAAGCCCCCCGACUGGAGGAAGUGCAGAAGUAGCGAGGGGAGGGUGAGCGCGCGGGUUGGUGGGUGGGUUUAGCCGCUGUCAGGAGCGCGAGACGGAGAGACAAAAGCGUCUCCCCGUCCCUCCCACUCUCACUCACUCAUUCAACGCAGAGCGCGGCGUACGGCGGAAUGGCCCGAGCGCUCGCAACAAAGAGAGGAACUUAGGAUUUCUUCUUGUGCACGCACGGCGCGCACCUUUUUUCCUUUCUCAAGCGGUGCGCGCGGGACAGCUCGCGUGGAGCCCGGCUUCCAUGCUGGACGGGACGGCGAGGACGAAUGCACACACGCCCACCGACGCUCUGGAGCGUACCAUGCUGGUCCAGGGAGCGGUGACGCCCGGGAGGACCCGCCGGCUGAUGCUCAAACUGCCGGUGGGAACUCUCCGCAGGAACAGCGGCGAGCGGAUGACGGAGGGAAGGCGAUGUCAGGUCCAUCUCCUGGACGACAGGAAACUGGAGCUCCUUGUCCAGCCCAAGUUGAUGGCAAAGGACCUCCUGGACCUGGUGGCCUCUCACUUCAACCUCAAGGAGAAGGAGUACUUUGGAAUUGCAUACACAGAUGAAACGGGCCAUUUUAGUUGGCUGCAGCUGGACCGCAGGGUAUUAGAACACGAAUUUCCCAAAAAAUCAGGACCCAUUGUCCUCUACUUCUGUGUCAGGUUCUACAUCGAGAGCAUAUCAUACUUGAAAGACAACGCCACCAUUGAGCUGUUUUUCCUCAACGCCAAGUCCAUCAUCUACAAGGAGCUCAUUGAAGUGGACAGCGAUGUCGUCUUUGAACUGGCUUCUUAUAUUCUCCAAGAGGCUAAAGGUGAUUUCACUAGUAACGACGCGACCAGGUCCGACCUAAAGAAGCUCCCUGCUCUUCCCACCCAAGCCCUAAAGGAGCACCCGUCCCUAGCUUACUGUGAGGAUCGUGUCAUCGAGCACUACAAGAAGCUCAGCGGGCAGUCCAGAGGGCAAGCUAUCGUAAACUACAUGAGCAUUGUGGAGUCCCUGCCCACAUAUGGAGUACAUUACUACGCUGUAAAGGAUAAGCAGGGGAUCCCCUGGUGGCUGGGACUCAGCUAUAAAGGCAUUUUUCAGUACGACCAUCAGGACAAAGUCAAGCCCAGAAAGGUGUUCCAAUGGCGUCAGCUGGAGAACCUCUACUUCCGAGAGAAGAAGUUCUCCGUGGAAGUUCAUGACCCCAGGAGGGCGUCGGUGACGCGCCGGACAUUCGGCCACAGCGGCAUCGCCGUGCACACCUGGUACGCCUGCCCGGCCCUCAUCAAGUCCAUCUGGGCCAUGGCUAUAAGCCAGCACCAGUUCUAUCUAGACCGCAAGCAGAGCAAGUCGAAGAUCCACGCGGCCCGCAGUCUGAGCGAGAUCGCCAUCGACCUCACCGAAACGGGAACGUUGAAAACGUCCAAACUGGCUAACAUGGGCAGCAAAGGCAAGAUUAUCAGUGGAAGCAGUGGCAGUCUGCUUUCCUCAGGCUCUCAGGAAUCGGACAGCUCGCAAACAGCCAAAAAGGACAUGCUAGCAGCAUUGAGGGCCCGCCAGGAAGCUCUGGAGGAGACGCUGAAGCAGAGGCUUGAGGAGCUCAAGAACAUCUGCAUCAGAGAGGCUGAGCUGACUGGAAAACUUCCCAAGGAAUACCCACUGGAUCCUGGAGAGGAAGCUCCCACAGUGCGGCGAAAGAUCGGCACUGCCUUCAAACUGGACGAACAGAAGAUUCUUCCAAAGGGAGAGGAAGAGGAACUGGAGCGGCUGGAGCGGGAGUUCGCCAUUCAGUCGCAGAUAACCGAAGCUGCCCGUCGCCUGGCCGGCGACCCGCACGUCAACAGCAAGAAGCUGAAAAAGCAGAGGAAGACGUCGUAUCUCAACGCCCUCAAGAAGCUGCAGGAGAUCGAGAAUUCCAUCAACGAAUAUCGGAUUCGCUCUGGAAAGAAACCCACUCAAAGGGCAUCGCUAAUAAUCGAAGAGGCCAACAUUGGCUCGGAAGAAAGUUCCCUAUCCGACGCUCUGGUCCUGGAUGACGACGACCCCCAGAUGACGGGGACGCCCAACUACUCGCCAAUAGCGUCGCCCCACAAGGGCCUCCCGCCGCGUCCUCCCUCCCACAGUCGUCCCCCUCCGCCGCAGUCCCUGGACGGGCUACGACAUCUGCAUUUCGGCCGCGGCGAUUACGAUAAAUCGCCAAUCAAGCCCAAAAUGUGGAGCGAGUCUUCACUCGACGAGCCAUACGAAAAAGUCAAGAAGCGCUCUUCUCACUCCAGUCACAGGAGAUUCCCGAGCUCCGGCAGCACGGAAGCGGGAGGUAGCAACUCUCUGCAGAGCAGCCCCAUCAGGAGCCUCCCUCAGUGGAACUCUCAGUCCAGCAUGCCGUCCACGCCGGACCUGAGGACACGGACGCCACACUACGUACAUUCCACCAGGUCAGUGGACAUCAGCCCCACACGUCUGCACAGCCUCGCUCAGCACUUUAGGAACCGCAGCUCCAGUUUGGAGUCCCAAGGCAAGCUCCUGACGUCGGACCCGGACGCGCACCCGCACGCGUUGGGUACGCUAGGAAGCCCGGACUUUUUCCUGGGCCCGGCGCGGAGCUCCAACGGCUCCGACCCGCUGGACGACUGCUCCUCUUGUACCAGCCAGAGCAGCUCGGAGCACUUCUACCCAGCCGGCGGGCCCUUGGCGCCCGGUAGCAACCCCAACUACUCCACCCUUGGGGAGGAUUCGCCUUCCAAAGCCAGGCAGAGGCAACGGCAGAGGCAUAGGUCGGCCGGUCACCUAGGGUCGUCCAAUUCGGGCUCCAUGCCAAAUCUAGCGGCUAAAAACGGUUCUGUCGGGGGUUCGGGCGGAAGCGGCGUCGGCGGGGGCCACCACGGCGUCUACCUUCACAGCCAGAGCCAGCCGUCCUCCCAGUACCGCAUCAAAGAGUACCCGCUUUACGUGGAGGGCAGCCCCAACCCGGUGGUGGUGCGCAGCUUGGAGAGUGACCAGGAGGGCCACUACAGCGUCAAGGCCCAGUUCAAGACCUCCAGCUCCUACACGGCGGGGGGACUGUACAAGGAGGCCUGGGGAGGGGAGGAGGGCGGCGAGGGCGGAGGCCGACUCACGCCGUCGCGCUCGCAGAUUGUACGGACUCCGUCGUUAGGGCGCGAGGGCAGCGGCGGCGGAAGGGCGGCCGUGUCGGAGGAGCUGCGCUGCUGGUACCAGAGGUCGUCCGGGAGCUUGAAGGAGAGGAGUCACUCCCACUCGGGAUCCGAAACAGGCUCGCUCCGGGGCAGCCGCGUGGGAACGCUAGCCAAGGGUUCGCCAGCCGCGUCCCCUCACAGCCAGAGGAGUAUGACGCCCUCCAGCGAGCAAACGGCCACGCCGCCGUGCAGCCCGCAGCACAUCCUCAACUGGCAGAGCAGCGGAGGCACAGCAGACAGCUCUCCCACUGAGGACGUCUGUCAGUCUCCUCUUCAGCCUGGCUCUGGUGUCUAGAGGUCCUUCAGCGACAGCUGCUUCCUGGGCGGCCCUUCCUGUUCCGAUCUGGCGGACGUGCAGUGGUACAGACGCGACAAGGCCAAACCCGGAACCCUGGUCUGAGACCUUCCCGAACCUUCACUGCAUCCCGCCCGUUGCGCUAGCCUCCCUCCAGCCACGCCUUCAUCCCACCCCGCUCAGGCCGCCAGCUACGGGGAGCGAGCGGACGCCAACGAGAGAGCGAUUGAGCACAGUCCCUUUUCAGAUUUGCCCAUUCCUGCUGGUUUUGAGCCACCGGUCUUAAAAACCCCGUGUGUCGGGCGUCAGUAUUCCCAGUCACCUUUUUACUUUCCCCUCUUCAUAUUUAUUAUCAAACAAGGAGAAGACGAUAUUUCUUCCCCCCAAAAAAAAAUCUCUUUAUGAGAAAAUUUCCUCAUUUAACCCGCAAACUAGACGGACAAGGAUAGAACACCAUCCGGACUACAGCAAUAACAAACGUUGGUUUUGUUUGGACUUCGUCACGUCCGCGUGGCUUUUGGCGUCCGUUUCUUGUCUGCCACAAAUUUUCAAAGUUGUAAACUAUCCGCGGGCAUGUGGGGCACCGUUUGUAAAGCAGCUCAUGCUGAAAAUUACAACAUUUUCUCACAUUUAGCGCCACAGUGUUUAAAAUGUGGUGUAAAAAUUUUAGAGUCACUUGGUUUUUUGCACAUUUACAACAAUAUCGAGCAACUUCAAUAUUUAUUUUGGACCUUAAUGUUUAAAUCCAGAACUAAAUAUUUAAUUUAAAUCCUAAAUGUAAAUGUUCAAUUUAUAUCCUAAAUUUAUAUCUUAAAUCCAAAUGUUAAAUCUAAAUUUAACAUUUAGAUUUAAGAUUUAUAUCUUGAAUCCAAGUGUUAAAUAUUAGGGCUGUCAAACGAUUAAAAUUUUUAAUCGAGUUAAUCACCGCUUAAAAAUUAAUCGUAAUUAAUCGCAAUUCAAACCAUCUAUAAAAUAUUCCAUAUUUUUCUGUAAAUUAUUGUUCGAAUGGAAAAAUAAGACACAAGACGGAUAUAUACAUUCAACAUACUGUACAUAAGUACUGUAUUUUUUUAUUAAAACAAAUCAACAGGAUGGCAUUAACAUUAACAUUCUGUUAAACCGAUCCAUGGAUAGAAAGACUUGUAGUUCUUCAAAGAUAAAUGUUAGUACAAGUUAUAGAAAUUUUAUAUUAAAAUCCCUCUUAAUGUUUUCGUUUUAAUAAAAUUUGUAAAAUUUUCAAUCAAAAAAUAAACUAGUAGCUCGCCAUUGUUGAUGUCAAUAAUUACACAAUGCUCAUUGUGCUUAAACCCAUAAAUUUAGUCGCACCAAAGCGCCAGCAGAGGGAGACAAAAAAACACAAGUAACAAAUGGACAUGUCACUGUGCUGUCAUUUUAAUCUGUUUGAGCGGGGCAUGUGCAUUAAUUGCGUCAAAUAUUUUAACGUGAUUAAUUUAAAAAAUUAAUUACCGCCCGUUAACGCGGUAAUUUUGACAGCCCUAUUAAAUAUAUAUAUAUAUAUAUAUCUUAAAUGUACGGUGGGGAGAACAAGUAUUUGAUACAGUGUAAAUGUUCAAUUUUAAUUUAAAUCCUAAGUGACAGGGAUUCACUAAGGACCCAAAUGCACGUAUGUUCCAUUUAAACAAAAAUAUUUAUUUUCAGUUCAUAGGAGUUCAAAAAGAGAACAAAAAUUCACAGCACUUGCUGGAUACCAAAAAUCUGAGCAAAGUCAACAAUAACUCACAGAACUUGCUGGAUACCAAAAUUCUGCGUGAAGUCAACAAAGUAACAAAAGUGGGCAUUUGAACUCAACAUAAAUCUUAGUCAAGAAAAGGCUUACAUGAGCUAGUGACAUGGAACAUGGCAGGAUACACGACAAACCGACACUGGGCAUGGUUAGCAGCAGGCUAUAUAUACAGAAGGUCACAGGUGGACAUGAUCAGCCUGAUUGGCAAGAGCAGGAAGUAAAGAUUGCUCAAGGAGGCAAACCACUACCAAAAUAAAAGGAUCUGGCUUGAACAAACACAAAACAUUAACAAGACUUCCGAGACGUGACACUAAGUAUCUGGAAACGGUUAAAACUAAAUAUUUAGCUCAAUAUGCAAAUUCACAAGACUGGAGACCAGAAGUAACAAAAAAAACCUGGAGCAGCUCAGACUGUUUGCUUAGUCCAGUCCAACAGAGACCCCUUGUGGCUAUUCAUAGUAACUUUACCAGGCUCACGUAAGAAAAAGUGACACGAAAAACACAAAAUACUCUUUAAACAGUUUCUCUUAAACGUUAAAUGUUAUUAUCACAAUGAUUCAUGUCCAAGAUCCGACUGCUACCGUUAAGUAGGUUUUAUUCAUUUUCAAGUCUGAGCUGAUCCAGCUUUUAUUUUGUUACUUCCGGUUUCCACUCAUGAGAAUUUGCAUAUUAAGCUAAGUAUUUAGUUUCAACCAUUUCCAAACUUAACAUUUAAAUUCCGUAUUUAGAUUAGGGCUGUCAAAAUUAUCGCGUUAACGGGCGGUAAUUUUUUUUUUCUUAAUUAAUCACGUUAAAAUAUUUGACGCAAUUAACGCACAUGCCCCGCUCAAACAGACUAAAAAAACAGUACAGUGUAAUUGUCCAUUUGUUACUUGUUUUUUGGUGUUUGGCUCCCUCUGCUGGCGCUUGGGUCCAAAUGAUUUUAUGGGUUUGGGGAGUGAGCAUGGUGUUAUUAUUGACAUCAACAAUGGCGAGCUACUAGUUUAUUUUUUGACUGAAAAUUUUACAAAUUUUAAUAAAACGAAAACAUUAAGAGGGGUUUUAAUACAAAAUUUCUAUAACUUGUACUAACAUUUAUCUUUUAAGAACUACAAGUCUUUCUAUCCAUGGAUCGCUUGAAGAGAAUGUUAAUAAUGUUAAUGCCAUCUUGUUGAUUUAUUGUUAUAAUAAACAAAUACAGUACUUAUGUACCGUAUGUUGAAUGUAUAUAUCCAUCUUGUGUCUUAUCUUUCCAUUCCAACAAUAAUUUACAGAAAAAUGUGGCAUAUUUUAUGAAUGGUUUGAAUUGUGAUUAAUUACGAUUAAUUUUUAAGCUGUUAUUAACACGAUUAAAAGUUUGACAGCCCUAAUUUAGAUAUAUAUUUAAGAUUUACAUUUAUGAUAUAAAUUUAACAUUUAUAUUUAAAAUCUAUAUUUAACAAUUAGAGUUGAGAUAUAUAACAUUUGGAUUUAAGAUUUAGAUUUAACAUUUAGAUUUAAGAUAUAUAUUUAGGAUAUAAAUUUAAGAUUUAUAUUGAAGAUUUAAAUUAAAUAUUUGGUUCUGGAUUUAAUCAUUCAUGUCCAAUACUUAUUAUUUAAAAAUAUUUAAGUUGCUGAAUAAUGUGAAUGUGCAAAAAAAAAAAAAGUGACUACAUUUUCACACCACAUUUUAAACACUGUGUGGCGCUAAAUGUGAGAAAAUGUCGUAAUUUUCAGCAUGAGCUGCUUUACAAAGGCGCCCCAUACGGGCAAGGAGAGCCAUCUCGGCUUGAAUAUGAAGCCUGUUUAUUAGUUAUCAAUGACCCUAAAUUGCCAAUGAAUUCCCGAUUUGAAGAGUUUCUGAAAAUUCCUUUCCAUCAAUUCUCUGAGAAUUUUGGAAAUUGACCGAAAAGGUCUCAGCACUUUGCAAGCCAGUGCAACCUCGGUAACUCUUGAGUGUAGCGCGACGAAGCUGCAGUUGUGCUAUUUCUUACACGACAUGUGGGCAAAAGUAUUGGGACACUCGGCCAUUACGUGGCAAAUUCCCUUGUUUUCAAUGUAACUCUACUAGAAAUAAGUGAAAUUAUCUGCCAGUGCUUCAAGCAAUUUUACGAACUUAAGAUUUUUUGAAACAAGACAAAAAGCUAGGCGGAAAAUAAACUUGACGGACUUAAGCAAUAAAUUAGAAUAUAAAAUCUUAAACUAAUUUUAAGUAACAUUUUGUACUUAAAUCUAAAUAAAGACAGUUAUAUAUUACGGCUGAAGCUAUCGAAUAUUUUAGUAGUCGAUUAAUCGAUGGACUAGUUAGUUCGAAUAAUCGGAUAAGGAACAUGAAAAAUUAAAACACCUGAGCUGAGCGCCUCAAACGAUAUAAUUUUAGUUUUGUUUUAAAUGAGGAUCUGUGUAGAACAAAAGAACAAUUGGCUAACUUGGAUAGAAAAAGUAUGCUAGCUUAAAUGCUAUGAAAUGCUAAAGUUUUUUGUUUUUCAAUGCUCUUAAUAAGUGGUUCAGACACAUAUUCCCAGAAAAAAAACGGCUAAAUAUACCUACAAACUAAAUUAAGAAUGCAUUAAAAAAAGCAUUCGCUCAAACAAAAACUUAGCUUAUGUUGGUCUUAAUAGGGAGCAGUUGGAUACAGCCAUGUGAAAAGAGGCAGACCAGAGCGCAGUGUAUCCACCCUCAUCAGUAAAAUUAAAUGCCAACACUUUUAAAAUCAACCAUUACAAUGCCAAUUUAAUUAAACGAAUACUCGAAGCAACAAAAUUUAGUUCUAAUAUUUUUUUCUAAUCGAAUAUUCGAGUUAAUCAAAUAAUCGUUGCAGAACUAUUAUAUAUACAGUGGUAUGAAAAAUCCAGACCUUUUAGAAUUUCUCGCAUUUCUGCCUAAAAUCACCAUCAAAUGUGAUCUAUCACAAAAAUACACUAAACACACUAAAGUUAAAACUAAAAACACUAAAAUUAAGAGGGGUUUUAAUUUAAAAAGGCUAUAACUUGUACUAACAUUUAUCUUUUAAGAACUACAAGUCUUUCUAUCCAUGGAUCGCUUUAACAGAAUGUUAAUAAUGUUAAUGCCAUCUUGUUGAUUUAUUGUUAUAAUAUACAAAUACAGUACUUAUGUACAGUAUGUUGAAUGUAUCUAUCCGUCUUGUGUUUUAUCUUUCCAUUCUAACAAUAAUUUACAGAAAAAUAUGGCAUAUUUUAUAGAUGGUUUGAAUUACGAUUAAUUUUUAAGCUGUGAUCAACUCGAUUAAAAAUUGUAAUCGUUUGACAGCCCUAAAUAUAAUAUGAUAUGAUAUUAUAUAUAUAAAAUAACAAUAUAAUAUUAUAUUAUAUUAUAACUAGGGUUGUUCCGAUCAUGUUUUUUUGCUCCCGAUCCGAUCGUUUUAGUUUGAGUAUCUGCCGAUCCCGAUAUUUCCCGAUCCAAUUGCUUUUUUUUUUUUGCUCCCGAUUCAAUUCCAAUCAUUCCCGAUAAUUUCUCCCGAUCAUAUACAUUUUGGCAAUGCAUUAAGAAAAAAACGAAUAAAACUCGGACGAAUACAUACAUUCAACAUUUAUUUAUUGUCAUAAUAAACGAAUACAGUACUUAUGUACUGUAUUCGUUUAUUAUGACAAUAAACCCUCAAGAUGGCAUUUACAUUAUUAACAUUCUUUCUGUGAGAGGGAUCCACGGAUAGAAAGACUUGUAAUUCUUAAAGGAUAAAUGUGACUUUGUAUAUUGUGACUAAAUAUUGCCAUCUAGUGUAUUUUUUGCGCUUUCAGUAAAUGAUACUGUAGCCAUUUAACUGUUCUGCUCAAAUGCAUGAUGGGAAGUGCAACCAUGACUGCGUAGUGGUACCAAUUGAUGUAUCUUCUCUGCGUUGGGAAAUAACAUAGGGUGUUAAGAAAAAGCUCAAUUACUACCUUUCUUCCCCACAUUGCUUCCCACGAUAUUUCUAAUCAUAGGGAGAGGGAUUGUAAGGCUUUAGCCAAUUAAAAAAAGGCUCCAAAGGCUGCCAAAAUUCACUCUACUCAUUUUACGCUGCCUUUUAGCUCUAUAUAUUGGUAAAACGAUGUUAUUACAGAUUGAACGCGACAAUGCGCGAGUGGGUCGUGCAGCGCAUGUGUUAGUUGCGUUAAAUAUUUUAACGCGAUAAAUUUUUUAAAAAAUUAAUUACCGCCAUUAACGGGAUAAAUUUGAUAACCCUACCUUAAGCCUAAACUCAAGACUCUGGAUGAGUGUAACAUAUGUCUGUAACGUUAAAUACAAUUAGAAAACGAUUUAAUUAAGAAAUAUAUAUAUAUUAAAAAAAGGCAUGUCAGAUAUUUUUUUGCCUUUGAAAAUGACGUGAUCGGACCCGAUCGAUCGGGAUCGAGACAUCUCUAAUUAUAACACUAUUAAUCAAAUAAUUAAUAACCAAAUAACCCUCGCUAGGUUCUUCACAGAAAAAGCCAGAAAAUAAAUAACACAAGUAAAAAAAUAUAUAUAUAUAUUUUUUUUUUAAUUGUUCAGGGGGCCGGACCAAAUCUGGCCUGCGGGCCGUAGUUUGGGGACCCCUGUUAAACACAGACAUUGAACCGAAUACAUUAUCUAACCAUAAAUGUCAACUACUACACUAAGACCCAACCAAAAGAGUGUCCCAAAACUUAUGUCCUUAUGUUGCCUGUACACACACACACACAAACACACACAAAUGGGUGCUACUACUUUUGUUUCGGAGGGGGUUGAGGUUCACGCCAACCAUAAGGUGGCAAGAAUGGCAGCCAGGCAAACUAGCCAAACUUCCAAAAGCACAAUCUCACCUAAAGAGAAGCCAUAAAGCGCCGCUUUAACAUACAAACCCAUUUUUAACUCAUUGACGGCAAUGUACGUCAGAUCUCCCAAUUGAAAAGGUAUGGACGUCCUUCCCUGUCAAAGGCACGGAUUUUAUUGACAGAAAGUGUUUUGUUGAUGCACCUAAAAAAAUGAUACGAAACCUAUGGAAAAUCCCGCCCUCUCGCACAACAGGCCCCGCCCACGCCCAGCCACAAUGUAGUGUUAAUGAACCUUGAAACUCAUGUUUUUAAAAGUACUUAACAUGCUUUUAUGGUAUUUUUACUACUCACGCUUUUCAACAAUGUUGCCGUCACAAUUUUUUGUUGUUGUUUUUGUUUUUCCCCGGUGCUACACAAUUAGCAUCUCCCCCAUAGACCAUUUAUUUUAACACACGGCAGACAAAUAGAGCAUGUAACUUAACAAGAUGACAUUUAAUGUGCUGUAGGAAAACCAAUGUGGAGUUGAUAAUAAGUAAUAAUGAUGAUAACUGAAUUCCACAGUUAAUUUAUUCUUUUCUAUUCAAAAUUUGUAUAGUAACUUUACAUUUUUCAAAAAGCGCGGCGUCGGAAAAAGCGGAGAGGGGUUUUUUUCAGAGACGCCGGUUCAGGAGAUGAACACAAAUAAAUUAUUGAUGAAUGUUUGCAAGGCUCCUGUUGUGUUUUUUUCCAUGCUUAAAGAUUCCACUUCUUCAGAUAAAAAUUAGUGAAAAUGCAUUUUUUCUGUAACAAAUAUUUAUGAAAAUAGCUAAAGCAGGAUUUUGUAUGAUUACUGCUGACUGGGAUUUAUUUUUUCUACCCUCAACAAAGUGUUUUUCCAAUUUUUUUGUGAUAAAAUUGGAAUUAAAUAAUGUCUUUUUUUAUAAUAAGCAUCAUAAGGAGCCCCCCGGGUGCCAGGGUAGGAAAAAUGACCAAAAAAAAAAAAUCAUGGCUAAUCUGUACCCACAGUUUAGUCAUCUGUGGGUACGGUUUACUAAUCUGUACCCACAGUUUAGUAAUCUGCACCCA